Zingiber officinale is the source of this 1380-nucleotide messenger RNA. RefSeq names its product haloacid dehalogenase-like hydrolase domain-containing protein At2g33255. The coding region runs from base 285 to 1109 and encodes 274 amino acids. The record is from RefSeq and is a predicted model, not a curated record. NCBI's taxonomy places the organism in Eukaryota, Viridiplantae, Streptophyta, Magnoliopsida, Zingiberales, Zingiberaceae. The transcript has 5 exons.
UUUAAUUUAGCACCUGGUGCAGUCCAUAAAUUUCCUUGGCAAAACAUAUCAAAAUUAUGACGAUUGUAUUUAUUUUAAAUUUUUUUUUUAUCGAGUGGACCUGGCGAAUCCAGAAGUUAUUAAAUAAUUUUAAAACGAAUUUAUUCUAUAAGUUUCGCUUGGGGUCCACGUCACCUCCAUCUCAAUCAGUUAAUUGUUGAGAUGGAAUCAUCAGUCACCGGCUAAUCGCACACACAGCAUCUUUUAUGUGCGUUGAGGCCUAACCUUUUUCUGCCCCCCACCUGAUGCCGCUCUUCCUCCCUCCGCCUCCUCUCUUCUGCAACGGCCGCUGGUUCUCCUUCCGGACCGUACUCUCGCUCGCAUUCUCCCCUCCUCGUCGGCUGCGUCUCUCCCCCAUGUCGUCGGCUGCCGAUGACGGCGCGGCCGCUGGCGCCAAGAAGGGGCGACUACGAGGCCUUGUGUUCGACAUGGACGGGACCCUUACGGUGCCCGCGAUCGACUUCGGGGCCAUGUAUCGUGCCGUCUUGGGGGAGGAGGGGUACGCCGCCUGGCGCUCCUCCAGCGCCAGCGGCGGUGGCGUCGACAUCCUCCACCACAUUGAAUCGUGGCCGACGGCGGAGAAGCUGCGAGCGUACGAAACGAUAGCUCACUUCGAGCGACAGGGCCUCGACCGUCUUCAGAUUAUGCCUGGUGCUUUGGAACUUUGCAAGUACCUGGAUUCGAGGGAGAUAAGGAGAGGUUUGAUAACUCGGAAUGUCAAGGCUUCUGUUGAUAUAUUUCAUCAGCGGUUUGGAAUGGAGUUUGUCCCCGCACUGAGUAGGGAAUUUCGCCCUUACAAGCCAGACCCAGCUCCUUUGUUGCAUAUCUGUUCAAUUUGGGAUAUUCCUCCAAGUGAAGUCAUGAUGAUUGGUGACAGCCUCCGGGAUGAUGUGGCCUGCGGGAAGAGAGCAGGAGCUUUCACAUGCUUGCUGGACGAAACCGGGAGGUACGACUCUCUUGAUUCCUAUGCUGAUGAUCUAAAGCCAGAUUUCAAGGUGUCUUCACUUUCUCAAGUUUUAUUGUUGCUGGAAAAUCAUUUUGAACUGGUGCCGCGACUUCAAACAGCCUAGAUGUCUUAAAUCUAUGUAAAGUUUGUUUUUUUAAAGAUGAGACGACUGUCAUCGAUGUUAUCUUGCUACAGUCAAUUGUUGAUUGGUAAUGUCUAGCAAGAUUAUGCGACUGGUUCUGAUGGUUGGGAUUCUAUCAUACAAGGACAAUUUGGGUUCCAACAUGUAAUCUUUUUUAAGUCCCAAGUGGUUCCAUAGAAUAAAUUUUCUGAAUGGAACCUGUGAACUACGGAUCUGUCAUUAUAAAAUUUAAUAUAUGUGACCUUUUAAUCUC